AUGAUGUCGUCCCAACAUCGCCAGCCUCCUUUUGACGCGAAUGAAUUCAUUGAGAGAUGGCUACACACAUCCAUGAGCAAUGACUUUCACCCCAACAGCCCUACCGACCACUGCACUGUCCGUACAGAUGAGCAUUUUGGUCGCAGAGACCCAGAUCAAAACUCAGCUAGGAGGCAUGACAACUCACCGGACCGGCACAAUUUCCAGAAGCCUGCUAUCUUAGACCCCACAACCACCGAACAUCCGAGCCACCAGCUUCCCGAUGAUCAGUCUGCGAAUAUCCCAGAUCCUGCAGCCAAGUAUGCACGUCAAAAAAGACACCCGACCAGAAAAGACAGAUAUAAUGUCCAAGAAGUGAACAAAAUGCAACCGACCAACCCCGGCGCUAGGAGAAAGAGGCGGAAGAAGUCUGGGCCCGAGCUGAUAGACCAUUUUGAGGCUCCCAACAUCCACACGCAGCGAUUGACAUUGAAACCGAGUAUUGGACCAGGAUUGUUCAACAAGGCUCGGUCGUCAGCACAGGUUGGCCAGAGAGGUCUCCCAGACCUCAUCUUUUCUGAGAUGAAAUUCCUCGCCAACAAGUUCAAUCUCGUCCAUACCAACAACACAAGCUCCGUUAGGCAGCCACAGACAGUGACCCGGAACAAGUUGCCUGACGAAGGGGUUGACCCUUUCUCUUCCCGAUCGAUCGAUGCUUCUUCAAGAAUACGAAAUGCGCCUGCUUACACAGCUGAUAACCCCACCCCGCCAGCGAUCACCAGCAGGAGGGACUUUAUGAAUAAAUUAUCAUCGGUUCAUUGCAUGCUUCAAACACCCCAUUCGAGGCCGUCAAACCCUCAAGAACCAGUGCAGGUCGCCCCAUGGUCAUUCUCACCUGUUAAACCAAUGAAUCAUCGAUCACCACGAAAGCGGCCUGACAUGCUCGAUGGCAAUGCUUCAAGAUUAUGGACGAGUUCGGUGGCAGAUCGCCCAGAGACGAUUCAUCCAAUGAGUUCAGCGAGCAACCAAAUGGUCAAGGACCAGGUCAACAAAAUGCUUUUUGGCGACAUCAGUUCCAGCACUCAGCCCUUGAAGAGAUAUCUCUCCUUGGAAGACUUGUUCCUCCUUGCGAGCAAGGAAGCAGAGGAACGUCCAAUGCUUGUUCCCGUUUUAGGGAGUCCAGGUUAUCCAUCAAAAAGCAAACAACUUAGGCCUCCCUCAGUGGGUUUCAGAAGAGACGGCGACCACUACAGAUCUAGUGUCUAUACUGAUACCGGCAGUAGCAUACAAGCAGGUAGGGAGUAUCGACGCGGAGCACAAGGAAUCAUUGAAACGUCAGGUUUAAUUGCCUACCGUCCUGAUAGAGCCACAGCCGAGACGCAAACUCACCACCAGGCGCGUUAUACAGGCCAAAUGGGUCUACCUUUGAGUUACACCAGACGUCUUGGGGCCGUUGAUACACCCGAGCUUCCUCCAUUACGAUCACCAUGCAGGCUCACAUACGGAUAUCAAUGUCCAUCCAUCGAACAAACUUCAGAGAUGUCCUGCUGUCAUGAUAUUGAACAGGAUCCAGCACUGGGUAUGAGCCCAGGUCACGAUAGUUCUAACAGCUUGGAUUUAUUUGACAAGCAGCUGCUUGAUACGGAGUCCGGGGAACAUUUGGAGGUCCAAGUUUCACCUCAUUUCAACACAAGGCCUCGCGACGAAGAAUAUCAACGGCAAUGGACUUCCAGUCAACCGAGUAUAGUUGAGCCGGAAAUCGGAAGUAAGCUUGAUAAUCAUGACGAUUACGAUGAAGCUGGGCAUCCUGGAAGGAGUGGUAGACAGAUAUUUCCUGGACUUGAGACGAAAUGGGCACCUGACAUCGGUGUAUUGGGAUCCCCAAUCAGGACACCAUUUAGAGGGUUUGAUCGGCCGCACAUUCUCUACUGA
Messenger RNA from Exophiala mesophila, 1911 nucleotides. RefSeq lists its product as uncharacterized. The coding region runs from base 1 to 1911 and encodes 636 amino acids. The record is from RefSeq and is a predicted model, not a curated record. NCBI's taxonomy places the organism in Eukaryota, Fungi, Ascomycota, Eurotiomycetes, Chaetothyriales, Herpotrichiellaceae. The transcript has 2 exons.